AUGGAGCCGAAGCUUGUCGAGGAGGCCGGCAGCGCCGACGGUGUGGAGGACGAGGCUGCGGCAGCCGCAGAAGAGGAGGAGCUCGCCCGGUGGGCGGCAGCCGCGGGGGAGGCCAGCAGCGCCGGCGCCGAGGCUCCUUUGGUUGAGGAUGUGGCCGACGAGUCGUCGUCGGAGGAGGAGGCUGAGGCCGUCGACCCUUCAGCUCCGGCAAGGGAGCGAGUCCUGCGGCGGGCCAUUCUGGCGAGCCGGUCCGCCCCGCCAAGGCCGCGCGGCAGCCAAAAUCUCUGGAGGAAUCCCUCCUCAGUGAACCCAGAGAACAUGGACGCCAUUAUUGAGGACGUCGCCAAGGCCGCCGAGGUGGACGCCGAGAAGAUUGCCGCCGAGGCGGCCGCCAAGGGCGUUGCUGAGGACGCCGCAGAGGGGCCUGCCGGGGAGGCCGACAAGGCCACCACUGAGGAGGCCGGCAAGGGGCCUGUCGAGGGGUUUGGCAAGGCCGCUGUCGAGGAGGAGGAGGAGGUGGCUGACGACCAGCCUUCUUCCUCUGCUGGUCCCGGCUUCGGCAAGUACCUGAGGAGGCACAGGGAGGCGCUGGAUGCCCAGGCUCUAGUUCACGCCAGCAAGGUGAAGGAGCUGGAGGUGGAGCGGGACAGGCUGAAGGACCAGACCCUGAAGUUGGCUGAGGAGAAGGACACGCUCAAUGCUGCCCUGACGGAGGCGCAAGGCGCCGUCCUUGGCAAGGCCGAGCAGCUCUCCAAGGCUAAUGACUCCGUCAAGGACCUGAAGCUGAAGCUGGAGGCCCUUGAGGGGAUGUUCUCGGGGGCCAAGGCCCGGGAAGGAACCCUGGCCAAGGAGCUGGAGACCGAGAAGCAACUGCGGAAGGUCGAGGCCGCCACCCACAAGGAUUUCGUGGAUGGCCAGAACCGCUGGAUCGGCCGCCUCGAGGACGUCGCCGUUGUUCUCGGGGCUCUGGAGCAGCUCAAGUCUAAUUGGGAGAGCUCCUUGGCCGACGAGUCCCGGCUAAUCUGCCGGGGCGCCAUGACCAAGGUCCUCACCAAGCUGGCUUUCUGGAACCCCGACCUCGACUUCGACGCCGCGCUGGACAGCUUGCCGGGCGAUGCGGACCUCUCUGGGAUCGAGGAGCGCAUCGAGCCCGUCAUCAGCCGCUUCGGCGGAAUCCUGAGGGUGGAGGGCCAGCGCCGGGAAUAG
Molecule: messenger RNA, 1206 nt
Organism: Aegilops tauschii subsp. strangulata
Lineage: Eukaryota; Viridiplantae; Streptophyta; Magnoliopsida; Poales; Poaceae
Source: RefSeq, a predicted model, not a curated record